AUGUCUGAUUGGGAUAAUGGCUACAGGUCGCUCCUCCGUUACCUUAAUGACAUCGUCAAGAUCCAUCCCGUCGUGACUCUACUUGUAGAGGCCACGCUUGGGUGUGUGAUCGGCAAGGUUCACGAUGUUUAUAAGGGAUGGUACGAGCGGCUGAUGCGGCCAGAACCCGCCCGUACUUGGUACGGGACCUGA
This is a messenger RNA of Penicillium alfredii, 192 nucleotides long. RefSeq lists its product as uncharacterized. The record is from RefSeq and is a predicted model, not a curated record. Lineage: Eukaryota; Fungi; Ascomycota; Eurotiomycetes; Eurotiales; Aspergillaceae. The transcript is spliced from 2 exons. The coding region runs from base 1 to 192 and encodes 63 amino acids.